AUGACUCAAUCUUCAUUCAAAAUCAUCAUCGUGGGUGCAGGGCCGGCGGGGCUUCUCCUCGGGCUGCUGCUCGCGAAACAAAACAUCCCUGUAACCAUCGUCGAACAGUCCUCUAAGCUAGAUGAGAAUCCACGUGCAACGCACUAUGGGCCCCCAGCUAUGAAAGUCCUUAACAAUGCAGGUGUAGGCGAUGAGCUGCGCUCCAAGGGGCUUCUCGUCAACACCGUUGCGUGGCGGCAAAUAGAUGGGACUUAUAUCUCUGGCCUCGACCAUGGACCCGUGGAAGGUAGUCCUACUCGCAUGGUUGCGCUGCCACUUAAUCAGGUCUCACAGAUAUUGAAAGAUCACGCUGACAAGCUACCGUCUCUGAGAUAUCUGUUCAACCGUCAAGUGACCAGCAUCGGCCAAGAUGACUCAAGAGCUUGGGUCGAUACGUUAGAUACAAAGACAGGAGAGCAAGCACGCCUCGAGGCAGACUACAUUGUGGGGUGCGACGGAGCCAAUAGCAUAAUCAGGAGAUCGCUAUUUGGGGACAUGAACUUUCCAGGGAAAACUUGGGAAGAGCAGAUUGUUGCCACAAAUGUAUACUACGACUUUGAGAAAUUCGGCUACAGUGAUUCCAACUUUAUCAUUGAUCCAACAAACUGGUACAUGGCUGCCAAGAUCACUAAGGAUGGGCUAUGGCGCGUCACAUAUGGAGAGAUACCCGGCUUGACUCGAGACAAAUUGAUCGCCAGACAGCCAGAUAAGUUCGAAAAGAUGCUUCCCGGCAAUCCAAAGCCAGAAGAAUACAAGCUGGCCAGCAUUAGUCCCUAUAGAGUCCACCAGCGCUUGGCUGAAAAGUUACGCGUCGGACGAUUCCUGCUGGCAGCGGAUGCAGCACACCUAUGUAACCCAUUUGGAGGUCUCGGACUCACAGGAGGUGUCGUCGAUGUUCAGGGUCUGUACGAAUGUCUCUUGGGGAUCUACCACGGUAGAGCGGACACAGGCAUUUUGGACUUAUACAGCGAUGUUCGUCGACGAAAGUACCAGGAGAUCGUCGAUCCCAUCUCAUCCUCAAAUCUUCGCCGCAUGUUCACAGCUGAACCUGCAAAGAUUCUUGAGACGGAUGAAUUUUUACAGAUGUGCAAAAAGGCGGAAACUGACCCCGAACUCGCAUUCAAGAUGCUCGAGAGCGCACACUCAUUGAGCUACGACUUUACGCAACACUACAACUCAUGA
Fusarium mangiferae is the source of this 1221-nucleotide messenger RNA. RefSeq names its product putative monooxygenase. Gene Ontology annotation, biological process: 3-(3-hydroxy)phenylpropionate catabolic process. Bases 1 to 1221 code for a protein of 406 amino acids. Gene Ontology annotation, molecular function: 3-(3-hydroxyphenyl)propionate hydroxylase activity; FAD binding. The transcript has 5 exons. The record is from RefSeq and is a predicted model, not a curated record. Lineage: Eukaryota; Fungi; Ascomycota; Sordariomycetes; Hypocreales; Nectriaceae.